This is a messenger RNA of Suillus subaureus, 657 nucleotides long. RefSeq lists its product as uncharacterized. The record is from RefSeq and is a predicted model, not a curated record. The transcript has 7 exons. Gene Ontology annotation, molecular function: methyltransferase activity. The coding region runs from base 1 to 657 and encodes 218 amino acids. NCBI's taxonomy places the organism in Eukaryota, Fungi, Basidiomycota, Agaricomycetes, Boletales, Suillaceae.
AUGACGGACUUCGAUGAGCCAGAGGCCAAGCUUGAAGCUCUCUUGAGUCUUGGAUAUCAUCAACUACUAUAUACAUUCGCCUUCAAAAAGGCGAUGAGGCUACUCGAAGGGAUUUCCUUGGAAGCACGCGUUGCAGAUGUUCUAGACCAACACCUGGAAGGUCUUAGCGUGGAUAAGCUGGCUGAAGCAGUCAACCUCGACGAGAUCGAAAUUGCACGCGUCUUACGAGCUUUGACCCUCAUGGGCUGCUUUAAAGAAGGUAGGUGUCUCAAACGCCGCCCGAGUUUUCUACGAUACUAUGAUCGACUUGCAAGAUCACGUGAGGUUGACAAUGCACCCCGGCUAUUUGGCCUCCAGAAGCGGGGUAUGAAGGGUAACAACUACGAAGUGAUGCGAGACAACGAAAAGAAAUGCGAUGAUUUUCACAGAGCCAUGCUUGGCCAUAGUGUUAUGAUGGGCUCUUCUGCAGUGCUACACGAUGUCGGAUCUGGCAUUGGAGCAUCUUCCACCCCUUUGGCUGCAAUGUUCCUUCACAUCAGGAUAACCGAUCAAGAUCUCCCAGAAGUCAUGCUGAGGAACAUCAUCCACAUGUGGUCGGACGCUGAGGCAGCCAAGAUCCUUCGUAACAUUUGCAAGGCAAUGGGACCCAACAACUGA